AUGUCUGAAACAGUCAAUACUACAACUACAUCUACUACGAGUACGAACUCAACAGUUGAUGUCGAAAAAGUUGAAUUACAAAAUGAUAAUAGUAAUAAUGAAAACAAUAUAGAUACAACUAAUAAUAAUAAUAAUGCCGAUGAAGAACAGAAACCUCUUUCGAAAGGUCAAAUGAAGAGAAAGAUCAAAGAAGAACGAUGGAAUCAAGUCAAGGAUCAACGUAAAGAGUAUCUAAAGCAGAAGAAGAAAGAGAUUAAGAAGAGAAAGCAUCAAGAGAUGUCUAGAGAACAAAAGUUGGAGAAGAAGCUAAAGAAACAAAAGAAGCAACGUGAUCCGUCCACCAUUGAAUACAGCGGCAAUGUAGUGCUCGACAUGGAGAUGUCAGACCUUAUGAACGAGAAGGAGAUGCGUAGCACUGUCAACCAGGUCUGCUACCUCUACGGUGCCAACACCAAGUCCGAGCAUCCACUUAAGAUUGCAAUCACCGGUUACAAAGGAAAGAUACGUGAUAUGAUGGAAGCAAUGAAUGGUGUACCCAAUUGGAAAUCAGUUAGUAAACAUGAACAAACAUAUAUGGAUCUAUUCAAUAACCAAGUCGAUGAUGAUGUUACUAAAGUAGUUAAUGAAAACGAGAAUAAUAAUAAUAAUAAUAACGAUAAUAAUGAUAACGAGAAUAAUGAUAAUAAUAAUAAUAACAACAAUAAUAAUAAUAGUGUUAAGAAAUUAAGUAAAGAUCAAUUAGUAUAUUUAACAGCAGAAUCACCGAAUAUUCUUCAAAAGAUUGACCCAACGAAACACUAUAUUAUUGGAUCGUUCGUUGACCAUAACAAACUCAAGGGUUAUACCUAUAAGAAAGCUACGGAACAAGGUAUCGCCACUGCCCAACUACCGAUUGCAGAGUAUAUUCAAUUAUCAUCUAGAAAGGUGUUGGCUAUUAAUCAUGUUUUUGAAAUUCUUUUACAGUUUGCACAUAACAACGAUUGGAAAGAAUCAUUUGAGAAAGUAAUACCAUCAAGAAAACAAACCAAAGAUGAAGAUGAAGACGAGUAUAUACAAAGUGAAUUGAACAACAAAAAUAAUAACAAUAAUAACAACAAUGAAAAACAACAAGAAGAGGAUGUUGCGACAACAUCGACAACCUCGACAGCAUCGACAACCUCGACAACAUCGACAACAACAACACAACAAAUUGAAGAAACAACCACAAAACAAUAA
Heterostelium album PN500 is the source of this 1215-nucleotide messenger RNA. Its product is annotated as Putative RNaseIII. Bases 1 to 1215 code for a protein of 404 amino acids. NCBI's taxonomy places the organism in Eukaryota, Evosea, Eumycetozoa, Acytosteliales, Acytosteliaceae. Gene Ontology annotation, cellular component: nucleus. The record is from RefSeq and is a predicted model, not a curated record. Gene Ontology annotation, biological process: tRNA N1-guanine methylation. The transcript has 2 exons. Gene Ontology annotation, molecular function: tRNA binding.